UUACGUAUGGCAGACUCUUCCACUUCCUCCACUUCUUCCACUUCUCAAAACGCUUCGAAACCAAGGAAACGCUCCCAAUUUCGAGCAAAAAUCAAAGUUCAAAAUAUACAAAUCGUUGUUCGAAACCUCCAUCAAAACAACAUCAAACUCUCCGUGAAGAAUCUGAAGAGAAAACGAAGCAAA
This is a messenger RNA of Arachis ipaensis, 183 nucleotides long. Lineage: Eukaryota; Viridiplantae; Streptophyta; Magnoliopsida; Fabales; Fabaceae. The record is from RefSeq and is a predicted model, not a curated record.